This is a messenger RNA of Caenorhabditis angaria, 1046 nucleotides long. The record is from the annotation of a GenBank genome assembly. NCBI's taxonomy places the organism in Eukaryota, Metazoa, Nematoda, Chromadorea, Rhabditida, Rhabditidae.
AUGAAACGAAAUCGUUCUGCUAAACAUGAAAUUCGCGGUCUUAGAAUGGGAAUUUACAAAAAACAAAUGAAAAAUGAUUCAAUUUUGAAAGAUGUCAGAAAAGUGGACAUCAAUUAUUUUGCAAUUAAAUAUUUUGGAUAUAAAAAUCGUCAUGGAUUUUCACAAGAAGUCAAGGAGCACUUAUUUAUAUUCAGAAAAUUCAUGGAAAAUUUCAAAAGUUGUUGUAGUAAAUUAGAACUGUGCAACAAAUAUUCUCCAGAAAAACUUGAUGAUAAUUUAUCGGAAUUUAUGACUGAAAUUGGCUUGGAUAGGGAACUAUUCGACUAUUUGAGGUUUGUGAAACCGAUUUCUGGAUAUUCGAAUGUCUGGCACUUUAUUAUCAAUGAGGAACAAUUGAAGGAAGCUGAAAAAUUUGGUAAAUUUUUAUUUUCUAUUUUGAUUUAUUAUUCAAAGGUUAAUUUUCAGUUUCGAAGCUUUCGAUUUUGUCAAAAAUAAAUGAUGAGAAGUUGCGAAAACUGACAAAUCAUGGAAUAUUACACAUGAUUAUUCGAGUUAUCAUUGAUAGUUAUCGAUGUUUGAAGAAAUUCGAAUUCGAUAAACAUGACACUAUUUGGUGGGGACAGGAUUGUGGAAUGGAAACUGGAGGAGAUGCUGAAGGAAGGAGAUGCUCGAAAAUCGAAGUGGCUGAUGUUGAAGAUCGAAUUGCAAGUAUUGCAUCUGGCCGAAUUGAUGGUGAUGUAAUUGGAGAAUCUGAAGAAAUCGAUUCGAAUGUUGUGAUGGUUGAGAAUCCAGAAAUUGUAAAUGAGAAUGAGAGCUUGGAAGAACCGCUUCAUAAUAAUCCAGUCAGUUUUUCUCUCAUUUUUUUCUUCCCAAAAUGAAGUUAUACAUGAUUUCAGGCUCCAGUUGCUGCGCAAUUCAACGAAUUUUUGAAAAUCGUCGAAAAUUCGCCAGAUGUUCCCGAUUAUUGGAAAUAUAUGGCGCAUGAAUUCAACAGAAUCAAUGGAGAAGAGACGGGAAAACUUGCGAGUCUUGAUGGAAACUUUUAA